AUGGUCUCCAGUUCUUCAACCAGCAUGCCAUCAACUCGCACCAUUACCACUCCUUCUCCAACCGACGACGAUGAAGACGUAGAAGUGGUGUACACCCCCUCCACUUCUUCUACUUCCUCCUCAUCCCCUUCAUCCAUCCGCCUGACGGCCGCCGGAAAAUGCAAAGCGGAACUCAAAUCCGGCAAUAUAGGCCUAGAAUUAGAAGAACCCCCCAACCCCCGCCACACCACCCUCACCAAACUCAUGAACCUAAUGGACCUCUACCCCCUCCUCUACGUCCGCGGCAUCCCCGACAGCGGUAAAGGAACCGUGAGCCAAUUCCGGCGCGAUAAUUUCAUGCUGAUGACUCGCGAGCAAGAAGCGCAUAGUUUCUUUCUUCCUGUGGAUAAACCGCUUGAGGAGUUCGACUCUGAGGAAGAUCUCCUCAAGCAGGUUGUUAAUUCGUUUAAUCGGCUAUGUAAAGAACCGCGGUUCUUUUUCCUGGUGCUUUAUUUUCUGACCCUGUCGGCGUUUAUGGGGGUUCGGUUUCUUGAACUGGUGGUUUUGCCGUAUUUGCCGGCUCCGGGGAAGGGGAUGAGGGGGUUGAGAUAG
Aspergillus niger is the source of this 591-nucleotide messenger RNA. RefSeq lists its product as uncharacterized. The coding region runs from base 1 to 591 and encodes 196 amino acids. The transcript is spliced from 2 exons. The record is from RefSeq and is a predicted model, not a curated record. NCBI's taxonomy places the organism in Eukaryota, Fungi, Ascomycota, Eurotiomycetes, Eurotiales, Aspergillaceae.